UGGCCGCCAGUAUAAAUGUGACUUUCAUCCGGUCGACAUGGCCGUCGUCCGCGUCUGUAGUCGCUGUUCGCGAGUUGUCGUAGUUCGCCACGGAGGUAAAGUUUUGCGGUCACCGUUUUGCCGUUCACCGCCCUCUACAAAUGGUGGCGGAACGCAGUUGAUUCGUCAUCGAUCCACCCCGACUACGGUAUCACGCAGGACGAACUAUAAAAUAGAUCACGCAAACGGAACAACUAUAGUCAGUCGAAACGCGUCCCCGCGGAUAUCAGUUAUAAAAUGACAUAAACGUACGUGAUCAUCGGAAAAUUACAGCUUUAUUAUAGUACACUCAUUACUCGCCUACUAUUUAACUGGCGUCGUAACGAUGAUUAGACAGAUCUACCGCUUGUCCAUCGACGUGUGACCGAUGCGUUAUCGAUUAGGUUUAUAGAUGAUAUUAACAUUGAAAUUUAUCAAUAAUAGAAAAUGACUUCAAGAUUAGAUAGACUGUUCAUAUUAUUAGAAACGGGAAGUAGUUCAGUUACAAGAAAAGCAGCAGCAAAUCAACUGGGACAAGUGGUGAGGCUACAUCCUCAUGAACUUAAACCUUUAUUAGAACGUAUAUCUACAUAUUUACGACAUUCAUCAUGGGAAACUCGUAUAGCAGCUUCACAAGCCAUUGAAGCUGUAAUUAAACAAAUUCCUCAAUGGUGUCCCAGUGGUUUACCUCCUGUUAAAUUAGAACCUUAUAGCGAUUUACAAGUAGAUGAAAAAGAAAAUAAUGGAAAAUUAUGUUUUGAUACAUUUGAUUUAACUGCUAUAAUGAACUGUUCUGCUUUGAUGGCUUCCCCAGAUAUUGAACAAGAUAAUCCAGUAACAUCAGAAAAUGAUGCUGAAAAAAUUAUUAAAGAUCAACAAAAAAUUAUUAACAAAACUUUGGGACUUGAAAUUAUUGGUUCAGAAAUUAUUACUUCAGAUGAUAUAAUGAUUUCAUCAAUUCCUAGUCAACCCAACUUAAAAAGACAAUUGAGUGAUGUAGUAAAAACAGAUACUGAUUUAAAUAAAAGUUCGAGAGAAACUAAUUGUGAUAGACGAAAAGCUCGCCAAAAUGAGCUGAAUAACAAAAUAAUGAGAUCAGUAUCUUUAGAUGGUGGUUAUACUGAAGCUUCAAAUUCAUACAAAAAAAUUAAAUUAAUUGAUAAUAAUGAAGAGAUUGAAAAUGAUUGGCCCUUUAAAGAUUUUAUAAAUACUUUACUUAAAGACUUAUUCAAUACUAAAUGGGAAAUACGUCAUGGUGCUGCAACAGCUAUUCGUGAAAUUAUUAAACACCAUGGUCGAGGUGCUGGAAAAGCUUGUAAUUUACCUUCAGACCAAAUGGAAAACCAUCAUCAAGCAUGGUUAGAAGAUGUGGGACUAAGACUUUUAUGUGUUCUUGCAUUGGACCAUUUUGGAGAUUUUCUUGGUGAUCAAGUAGUAGCUCCUGUUAGAGAAACAUGUGCUCAAGCUUUAGGUUUUGUUGUUAAAUUAAUGUCUGAAGAAAAUGUUUUAAACAUAAUUCAUGUACUUAUACAACUUAUUCAACACUCUGAUUGGACAACCAGACAUGGUGGAUUAUUAGGACUGAAGUAUUUAUUAGUUGUUAGAAAAGAUAUCAUUGAAAAAAUAUUACAGUUAUCUUUUCCAUAUAUAUCUAAAGCUCUUAAGGAUACAGUAGAUGAUGUUAGUGCUGUAGCUGCAUCUGCUUUAUUGCCAAUAGUUGAUUCUAUGAUUAAAUGUGAUGAAAAAUGGGCAUCUGAUGUAAUAUCCAUUUUGUGGCAAAUGUUGGCUGUUCAAGAUGAUUUAACUGCAUCUUGUUAUAACUUCAUGACUUUAUUAGCUGCAUUGUUUAGCCUUCCGUCUGGUAAAUUAUUAACAAACGAACCAAUCAUUCAUGUUUUACCUCGGCUUUGGUCAUUUUUAACACAUAAUGCAACUCAAGUACGAUUAGCAACUAUGAAAUCCUUAAUGACAUUAACUUCAACUCCACAAUUAUCGUAUGCUGAUAAUAUUGAGGAUAUAAAAUUACUUCAAGAUGCUAUGAGGCAUAUUUUUCAGAGAGCAAUGUCUGAACCAGAUAUAGAAAUACAACAAAUUAUAAAAAAAGUUUGGACUAAUUUAAUAAUAAAUAGUAGCCUAACAGCUCUUUUAAAUGCUGCUUGUCCAUACAUAGGAUUGUGGUUGGCAAUGACCAUGCAAUCAGAAAAAAUACCUUUUGAUUCAUCUAGUAUUAUUCAACAUAUUCUAACUGGACCUAAUAAAGUAGAUAAUGUAUCUAGCUUUGCAAGCGAGACAAAUAUAGAUGUCAAAUACUAUAUCGGCGGAAGUGAGGCUAUCCCUGCUGAACAAAGAGAAAAAAAUGCCAUUAGAGCAAGACAUUUAGGUGCAGAAAUGUUAGGUUUAUUAUCUUGUUAUAUUAUAAAACCUGCACCAAAUAUUUGUUAUACAAAUGAAGAUGAAUCACCUGUAACAUGCUAUACAAAAUUAUUAAUCAGUAAUUUAGAAUCUAAUGUAGCUAUGCAACAAAAGAUUACUUCUAUGGUAAUAUCAGAAUGGUGUAAAUUACAAAAAUUAGAUAGUUUAGCUUCAAAAAUAUUAGCUGAAAAAGUAACAGAUUGUAUGAAUCGUAUGAUUUACUAUGAUGAAAUGUCAUUUUCUAUAACAAAGCUUAUACAAGACGCUCACGAUUUUCUUUCAUCAUUGAAACAUUAUAAAUUGACAACUCCACAACAUUUAAACCAGAUUGUAACUUUGGAACACAUUGAACUUCUUACUGGACCAGAAACUGGAAUAUUGAUUUCAUCACAAAAACUCAAACCAAAAAUAUUUGAUCAACUUGAAGAUAGGCGUCUUUCAUUGAAUCAGGCACAUAAGCUUAUACAUUCUGAACUCAUGUCUUUAACUACAUCGACUAAAGCUUCAUUAGCAGGUGCAUUAACAAUGCUUCAAUGUUUACCAGAAAAAAUACGACCUAUUGUUAAACCAUUAAUGGAAUCUAUUAAAAAAGAAUCAAAUGAAAUGUUACAACGCUGGUCAGCUGAUCAUUUAGCUAUUUUGAUGGAUUUAUGUAUUAAUCGUUCUUCAUGUCCUAACACAACUAUAAUAAACAACCUAUGUUCUUUUUUAUGUGUUGAUCCAGAAUUUACACCUAAAAUAGGUACUGAUGAUAGAGUAAAAUAUCAAUUAAUUCUCAUGCAUCAGAAAUUAUUACAAAAUGCAGAAAAAUUAUUAAUGAAACGUACUGGACAGCGAGGAUCGGGAAGACCACCAAUACACUGUGAUAUAAAUGUAGAAAUUGUGUUAAGCGACAAAGAUCAGGAACAAAAACUUAGCAAUAAUAUACAAAAAAGAGGAGCAUCAUAUGCUUUACAAACUAUUUGCUCAUAUUUUAGUGAACAUUUAGAAAGUAAAUUGCCAAGGCUAAUUGAAAUAGUUUAUAACAGCAUAAAAAAUAUACAAUUUCCAAUAAAUGAUCCAAAUAUGAAUACUUUAAAAGAAAAAGAUGAAGAAGCACAAGAAUUAAUAAAAAACUUACAAGUGUUUGAAGUAGUCUGUUCAAAAAUGCACAAAUGUUUUGUUCCAAAGCUUCUGGAGUUAUUGCCAAUUUUUUCCAAACUUCUUGUUCAUCCAUAUUCUGCUGUUAGACAUAUUAGUGCCCGCUGUUUAGCUGCAUCGGUCGAGUUAGGUUCCGUAAUUACAAUGACAACUAUUAUAAAUGAUGUUUUGCCUCUCCUCGAUGCUCCUGACAAUGAUGUUAAACGGAAAGGAGCUAUUGAAGCAGUGGUGUGUAUUGUUGACAAGUUGCAAUUUGACAUUGUUCCUUACAUUGUCUUAUUAAUCAUUCCACUUUUAGGUCGAUUAUGUGAUCAAGAAGAAAGUGUUCGUAAAAUGUCUUCACAGUGUUUUGCUACUCUGAUUCAGUUAAUGCCACUCGAUGGCAGUGUACCUGUUCCUCCAAAUUUAAGUGAUGAAACAAAUAUAUUAAUUCAAUCACAAAGACUAUUUUUAGAUCAACUUUUUAAUCCUAAUCAAAUAAGUGAUUUUAAAGUGCCGAUUAUGAUAAAUGCUAAAUUAAGAUCUUAUCAACAGACAGGAAUAAAUUGGUUAGCUUUUUUAAAUAAGUAUAAAUUACAUGGAAUUUUAUGUGAUGAUAUGGGCUUAGGAAAAACCAUACAAUCACUAUGUAUACUUGCUAGUGAUCAUUACAAUAAAAAUGAAAAGCAUAAGGAAACUGGUAGUCCAGAUUCAGUUCCUUUGCCAUCUAUAGUUGUAUGUCCUCCUACAUUAAUUGGACAUUGGACUCAUGAAGUACAAAAAUUUAUUCCAAAAAACAUAUUGAGACCAUUACAAUACUCUGGAUUACCUGUAGAAAGACAAAAAUUAAGAACUUAUGCAGAUGAUUAUAAUUUAUUUAUAGUGUCUUAUGAUAUUGUACGUAAAGAUAUAGAUUUUUUUUCAAAAAUAAAAUUCAAUUAUUGCAUAUUAGAUGAAUGUCAUAUAAUAAAAAAUGGAAAGACUAAAGCAAGUCAAGCCAUUAAACAAUUAAAAGCAAACCAUCGUUUAGUAUUAUCUGGCACUCCAAUUCAAAAUAGUGUAUUAGAAUUAUGGUCAUUAUUUGAUUUUUUAAUGCCCGGAUUUUUGGGAACAGAAAAACAAUUUGCUGCCAAAUAUAGCAAACCAAUUUUAGCAAGUCGUGAUGCAAAGUGUUCAUCAAAGGAACAAGAAAAUGGUGUUUUAGCAAUGGAAGCUUUGCAUCGUCAAGUUUUACCAUUCGUUCUGCGUAGAAUGAAAGAAGAUGUUUUAAGUGAUUUACCAGCUAAAAUUACUCAGGAUUACUAUUGUGAUUUGAGUCCUAUUCAACAACAACUUUAUGAAGAUUUUUCAAAAACACAUAUACACAAACAUUUAUCAGAUACUGAAACUGAUAAAAAAUCUCAUCCUCCUAAUAAAAAUAAUAUUCUUCAAGCACUGCGUUAUUUACAAAAUGUAUGUAAUCAUCCAAAAUUAGUGCUUACUCCACAACAUCCUCAGUAUUCUAAUAUAACUAAACAAAUUUUAGAAUCUAAUUCUAGUCUAACUGAUAUUCAACAUGCUGCAAAAUUACCAGCCUUAAAACAACUUUUAAUGGACUGUGGUAUUGGAUUAGUCAGUAAUGAUGAAACUGUCAUAAGUCAACACAGAGCUUUAAUAUUUUGUCAACUUAAAUCCAUGUUAAAUAUCAUUGAAAAUGAUCUCUUUAAGGCUCAUAUGCCAAAUGUAAGUUACCUUCGUCUUGAUGGUAGUGUGCCUGUUUCACAACGAUAUUCACUUGUUAAUCGUUUUAAUGCUGACCCGUCCAUUGAUACUCUUAUAAUGACCACUCAAGUGGGAGGAUUGGGUCUAAAUUUAACUGGAGCAGAUACUGUAAUUUUUGUAGAACAUGAUUGGAGUCCUAUGAAAGAUCUACAAGCAAUGGAUCGAGCACAUCGUAUUGGUCAGAAAAAAGUAGUAAAUGUAUACCGUUUAAUUACAAGAUCAACGCUAGAAGAAAAAAUAAUGAACUUUCAAAAGUUUAAGCUGAAGACUGCUAACACAGUAAUAUCUUCUGAGAAUUCAAGUCUUCAAACAAUGGGAACUGAUAAAUUAUUAGAUUUAUUCUCAUUGGAUGAUCCGUCGAAAGAAAAAAAGAAAACCAAUUCUUCAUAUGGUUCCAUUAAAUCUGUUCUUGAAACUUUGCCAGAACUCUGGGAUGCCAAAAUUUAUGAUGAUGAAUAUGAUUUAAAUGGUUUUAUUCAGACUCUAAAUAAUACCUGAUCCUACUAUGAAUUUGAUUUUAUAUUGUUAUUUAUUUAACAUUAUGUUUUUUUUUUAAUUAUGAUAAUAAUUUAUACCUAGUGAAAACAAACCAAAAAUUAGGCUUUUAGAUUUAUAAUUCUUGGAUGUAACUAUAAUUAUUUAACAUAUUGAUUGCUUAUAGUAUUUUGUACUCAUAAUGUAAUAAAUUUUUUUGUAUUGUAGACAUUUUGAUUACAAACAAUC
This is a messenger RNA of Rhopalosiphum maidis (corn leaf aphid), 6033 nucleotides long. It is a transcript of the gene Hel89B, whose product is annotated as TATA-binding protein-associated factor 172. Gene Ontology annotation, molecular function: ATP hydrolysis activity; DNA binding; TBP-class protein binding. The record is from RefSeq and is a predicted model, not a curated record. The transcript has 33 exons. The coding region runs from base 466 to 5808 and encodes 1780 amino acids. Lineage: Eukaryota; Metazoa; Arthropoda; Insecta; Hemiptera; Aphididae.